Messenger RNA from Pocillopora meandrina, 38148 nucleotides. The record is from the annotation of a GenBank genome assembly. Lineage: Eukaryota; Metazoa; Cnidaria; Anthozoa; Scleractinia; Pocilloporidae.
AUGCAUCUCUCUACCAGUGCCACCAAAGAAAUCAUAUUAAAUGGUUUAGGCGAGGUGCAUGACAUUGCAGUAGAGUGGGAGUCUUCACUUAUCUACUGGACAGAUUAUUUGCACGAAACAAUUGAAGUUGCUCGCAUUGAUGGGUCUCACAGAAAGACUCUCUUUUGGGAAAAUGUGGCAAAUCCACGGGCAAUUGUAGUGGAUUCUCGGAAUGGGUAAGUUUAAUUAACAAAUGGUUUAUUUCGCGAGUGUAGUUACAAGUACCUGUGCCCUUAUAUAUAUUGAAAUUUUACAUUGAGUUUCAAUGCUGUAUAUGUUUACUGAACAGAACCGAUUAUUACCGUUAAAAUCACAAAACUGGAAAAAUCCACCCCAAAAUCAACUGCAAUACAUAGCUGUCAUAGAGCUAGCAGAUGCUUUUUACGGAAAACACCAUUUUAAAAUCGAACAUUCUCUCGUCUUUGGGUAAAGUGAGACUUGAAUUAAAGCAAUAGCAGAAUGUGAUUUAACUGCGUGAAUUUGAACGCGAAGAUCUCUUAGAACUCUCUCGAAAUAGUUUGCAAAUAUUUAACAACCAGCCACCCAUUUUGAGGUGGAUAGCUGAUUUAGUAUAUAAUGAAACAUUUGGAUAAUACAGUACAAAAAUAUGAUUUUAACUAAUUAAUUACUGCAACGAUUAUAAUUUUUCAAACGCAAAUCUCGCGCAAGUUGCUCGGAGAUGAAUAGCAAAAGAUAUUCGGAGUUUGAGCAGCCAAAUAGAGCGUGCCUUCAACGCCAUCCACUGUUUUAGUAUCUACUAAAACAUUGUCUCUGCUAUUGCUGGUUCAUCAGGACGCCCUAUGUGCCGCACACUGCCUUACAACGCUGCGGUUUCUUUUUUCAGUUACAUGUACUGGUCUGAAACUGGAUGGGACUUUCCCAGGAUUGAACGAGCUACCCUUGCUGGAACGGAGAGAAGGAUCAUUAUGGAUGAACAUCCAGCACUUAUACCAAAACUUUUGAUAAAUGGUUUGGUCAUAGACUUUUCUUCUGAUCUUUUGUAUUGGGUUGAUGCUCAAACUGAUAUCAUAGAGCGAAUGAAGUUGGAUGAAGAACGUAAAGCGGAAACUGUACACACGACCACAAGUCAUAAUUUGUACUCCUUUGGUCUGACGUGGUACGAGGAUAUUCUGUACGCAAGCGAGUUAAGAAGCCGAAGUAUCGAGAGAGUUAAUGUCACUGCAGGAGAGCACUUAAGAAACAUGGGGUGGUUGACCGAAAAGAUGACCUAUCGUAUCGCUCUAAAUAGUUCUUCAAGGGAACCGUCAGGUGAGUUGAAUUCUCUUAUUAAGGCAUAUUUUUCGGUUGUUAUUCGCUAAAGAAGAUGCAAAUAUUCUGAAAUAAUAGACAGGUGUAAUCGUUAAACAAAAAUUUUAAAUCCUGAUCUCCUGACGAAAAUAUUGUCUCAGUUUGCAUAACUCCUUAGGACACUUCCAGAGUAUCACCAUGUUCUUUCAACUUAGAGGUUCAUUACAAAAAAUUCAGCUAUUUCAGUAUGAAAGGGGAAUCAGUGAUCCAUCAUUCUAAUUACAGCGCUUGGUCUAUGAAAGAAAUUUGGUGUACACCCUCUAAAGUACUCGAGAGAGUCAACAGACCUACUUUAGGUCCUUAUUUCGCUGUAAUUUUUUAGGCGACUUUGGCAAACUUUGUCAAAAUAUAAAGGCGUCUUCAAGCGACCUAAGGAAACUUCAGGUUACUGACCUAGGCGAGGCCACGCGAAUUCAAAACCUUACUUGCAACAACUUGAGAUAUAUAUUUUGUACAACUCCAAUUGCCACUAUAUUGAGGCCUAUCAUAAAGUUAUCAGUCAUGCCGGUGCGAGAAAAGGUCUUAAAGGUAAUGAAAAAUAAAAUAAACCUAAAGCGAAAGAAAUAUACCUGAGGUGAAGGUAAAGAGGAUAUCGUGGACCUUAAUGAUGUUUGGUUUUCUCAUUUUUAUAGGCAUGACUGACUGCAAGAACAAUUCAGCAUGCAGUCACCUUUGUUUGUUGACCCCAACUGGCUCCCAAUGCGCAUGCCCCAAUGGUUUCAAACUGCUACCCGAUAAUGUUACUUGUAAUGGUGAGUCAUAUAAAAAAAAAUUCCUCUUUAAGGAAAUUUCUCCUUUACCUGACUUUGUGCUUUUAUUGUUUUUGCGUUUUACAGCUACUGGAGAGUCCCCAAAACCCCCUGUAGCAGGUUAGUUACGUAUUCCUUGUUAACGUUCUCACAUCAACUCCUGUUAUACUCCUAAUUAUAUAUUCCUCAAUGAGUGACAUGCUCUAUUUGGAUUAUGUAGGAAGAGAUUGUAAGGGGCAGUGAUGAGGAACUUUGGCUAUAACGAAAUGAAUGGAAGUUUUUCUAAGAUCAGAGCAAACCGGCUUAAAAAUGGAUGAUGUAUGGUAAUGAGAAAAACGUCCUAGUGAAAUAGUUAAAACUGAUUGUGCAUUAAAAAAUUACUAUCAAGAGACCACCAAACCAAAAAAUAAUGGAAAUGAACAACAACAAAAACAAAAAAAUAAAUAAAACAAAGGAAUAAAGAGAACAAAAAUAAAGUAACAAAAUAAACACAACAAUAGCACAAAUAAGAGAAUCUCAUCAUUAAUAUUUUUUUAAUCCCAAAAAGCGAUUGAGGUUAGGCUAAUGUUUGAAAGCAUACCAUCAAUUCUCGAGGGAAGAAUUGAAGUCAGGAUGAAAGGGGACAGCAAAAAUGAAUGGGGAACAGUUUGCAAUGAUCAUUUUGACAUGCGAGAUGCUCAAGUUGUGUGCCGCAUGCUCAACCACAGUGGAGCUGAGUCCGUUGCAUCAUAUGGUUCUGGAUCAAAUGAUUCUCCAAUUUGGCUAGACAAUUUGAAAUGUCGAGGAAACGAGGACUCAUUGAUGGAGUGUAAGCACCGUGGAUGGGGCCAGACAAAUUGUGGCCACUUCGAAGAUGUUGGUGUAAAGUGUAAAAAUGACAGUGCCCCAACUCCACCGGUGGUAGCCCCAAAUAGUAAGUUUUUUUAGAGCUCUGAAACUGUGCUGAAUCAUUUUCAAUUCUGAGCGAAAUUUAAAAGGGUUUGAAUUUCUGGCAAGUGCCUGUAUUUAAUAUGUCAAGCACCAUCUAAGUUCGUAAUCGUUAUCAAUCAGAUGGAAGACCAAAAAAGCAGACUUAGAUCUAGGUAUCUUUCAUUUUAAAGAAGGUAUACCAUAUAUUUCACUGUUUCGAGUAUUUUUAUCGUUUGACUCGUAAAAAUAGAUCAGAGAUAUCUUGAACACUCGAGGAGUUGUCAUUACCACAGUCGAUAACUUCCGGAAAAGAAAGACUAGGUGAUAAGUAAUUAUUCUUUCAGUCACUCUUCUAAUUUGCUAAGAUGACUCAAAUUAUCAUUCAGUGUUGUACCUUCACUUUGAUGGUUAAUAUGAUAAUUUUUUUAUUGUUAUUAUUUUGAUUUUGUUUUUGCAGUGACUAAAGGACUACCAGGAAGUGAGAGAUGUUUUAACUUUUUUAAUUUACGUAACAUAUUAAGCUGGUAACGUUGCAUUGCACGGGAAGUUAUAAAUGAACAACUCGAUAGCAGCCAUUACCACUGGAGAUUUAAUCUUCAACUUAACAUGUCAAAGGGAUUUCAAUCAACUGAAACGCGUCAAAAUUGAGUUUAAAUGCUUAGGUUCCCUGGCCUGGGUUUAGGGACAAGGAUCUCCAUUAGUUAACGAUCUUCAAUAAUCAUAGAAACCUCAGAGAUACACAGUUGAGUUUCCAAGACACUCCGAAGUAAGUAGGUAGCCUAUGACAUGAGACAUCAUCUACGCCGGCACUAAAACAGCCUUUUAUUCUCUUCCCUUGAAGAUGUAACAAUACGGUUACGAGGAGGCCCUACUGAACACGAAGGCCGCAUAGAAAUUACACAUGAUGGACAAGUGGGUACAAUAUGCGACAACGAUUUUGAUAUCAAAGACGCACAUGUAAUCUGCAGGAUGCUAGGAUUUGAAGGAGCUUGGUCGACUAUGUGCUGUGGACGGUACGGGACUGGAACCGGUGCGAUAUGGUUGGAUAGCUUGCAGUGCACUGGAAAUGAAACUUCCUUGUCAGAAUGUCCACACUUAGGCUGGGGGAAUUACUAUAGCGUCUGUACUCAUGCCAACGAUGCUGGAGUUUACUGUAUACCUAAUCCUGUCAUACCUCCGGGUUAGUUUCAUUCGACAAUAAAUAACAUUAAGGUGAUACUUUUUAUAUUUCGUAUAGAUGUAACCCGUGACAGGGUGAAAAGUUUGUGUUCUUACAACUGUUGGGUUAAAUCGCGCGAAGGAUGAAGUUAGUCCUAAAUAGGAUGAGAUAAAUAUUAAGAACGUAUUAAUUUAUCACCCCACGAAUUGAGUCUCCCUCCCCAGCAAAAUUAACAAAACAAGUCAGAGGGAACAAGAUAAUUUGGUUAUAUUAACUGACAGAGUUGAUCAUGAAAAUUGGCCACCGUAAAAAUAUUCCAUCUAACGUUUCGAUUGUUAGCCCAUCUAUUAAUCUACAUUAUCAACUAAAUUAAUAAAACCAAAUUGUCUUGUUAUAUUUCCCCACCGACGCACCACCACAGAGGAAAGUAUUUUUUUUAAAGAUGCUUAAUUAUCUUCUGUUAAUCUACAGACAAUAAGAUUCGCUUGGUUGAGGGCACAAGUGAGAAUGAGGGUAGAGUUGAAAUAUUUCACAAGGACCGAUGGGGCACGAUAUGCGACGAUGACUGGGAUCUUAAUGACGCCAAUGUGAUCUGUCGCAUGUUAAACUACAGUGGCGCCUUGGCUGCGCCUAUCUUCUCUGCUUACGAUGUUGGCUCCGGGCAGAUUUGGCUGGACGACGUUAAUUGUGUGGGAAAUGAAUCCAGCAUUGAAGAGUGUCUGCAUGGCGGAUGGGGAAAUCAUGAUUGCUCACACAACCAAGACGCCGGUGUUAUUUGCCAAACAAAUGAGAGUGCUCUACCAUCUUACGGUAUGGUACAGAAUUUCUAUGUCACAUGAAGUUGCCCAAAUUGAAGACUCUUUUCAGUGAGGAAGAGCAGCAAUUUUUAGCAGCAAGUAGUUUAGAGACUCGGAAAACGAAUCAAUAUUGACCACUUCUCGUGCGACAGUCGUACUUUGAUAAGUACGACUGAUAACAAUGAAAUCGAGAUUCUUGGAAAUGAUACCAGUUCCAUCAAUUAAAACCUUUAUCCCGUAUUCGCUCAAAGAGCAAAGAGGCUGAGUUUCCGAUGCGUUUGACUCUAUGCCAAAAAAUUGAACAAAACUGGUUUAAAAAAACGUCUUUGAUGCAAUUCUUCGGUACUCAGUAGAUUGUUGGAUAUUUGCUGGUUGCAAUGAUUUCGUAAACACCACCGCCGUGCUUUAAAUAAUUAUCAAGUUAAAAAAAUUCUUUUCAUUCUGAGGUAGUCCAUGUUUACUCUGAUAAUUUUCCUUUUAAUUGAAUUUCCAUGUGCCGAACGUAGCAAAGAAUCAUUAAAAACCAUAUUUUCCCCUUUUUUUCUAACAGAAAGCAAGAAAAGCCUGCUGUUCUCUGAACACUGGCGUGGAAUUAUAUUUCAAGUUAACUUAGAAGGAAACGACCACCGAGCCGCCCCUUUACCGAUUGAUCAUCUCCGCGGCUUGUCUGCUGUCGGCUUCGACCCCGUGGAAGAGCUCGUGUACUUUGCAGAAUAUGCUCCAGGGAUAAUCCAGCGUUCACAUCUAAAUGGAAGCGAUGCUGAGACUAUUGUCAAUGGCAUUUACUACGCAAACCGUUUAGCAAUCGAUCAUCUUACCCGCAACAUCUACUUCUCAGACAGCUCGAAAUACAGAAUUGAUGUAGCGACCUUAGAUGGGAAGCACCGAACGGGUUUGAUUUCUACAGUUUGGCCAGAGGGUAUAGCCUUAGACCUUAAAAAUGGGUGAGUGCUCAAUCAAGUCUUUCCCUAUGAUAAAACGAAGAAAUAUGCUCCUUAUCAUUUUUUGUCUUUAUUUUCACCCAGGUACCCUAAGAAAAUAAUAGAGAAAAAAGAAACUAAUGUAGAAUAGCAUUUUGAGCUUGCUGCAGUACGAAAAAAUUAAUUUGACGCCUUUGGCACCGCGCAAAGAAUUAAACACUUGUUGCUAAAUUGAAAUGAAAUGUUGCAGGAUAUUUUUGUGGGUUUUAAUAGUCCCUCGCAAAACCUAUUUACUCUCAAAGUGACCCUUUCUGUAAAGGCUUGAUUCAUUGUAAAAUCUGAAUAUAACCUAAGCAUCGAGCCCUACAGAUGACUGAAGGUGGAAAAGAGAGAUAGGUCGGUUUACAUUCCGCCAUUUGUUAUGUGGAUAUGAUAUAGAAUCAUCAUACCUAAAUGUAUCCAUGAAAUUAUAUCUGCUUUUAUUCAGACACAUUUAUUGGGCAAGCCAAGGAUACCCACCAACCAUUGAAAGAGCAGACUUGGAUGGAAAUAAUCAAAAAGUUAUUUUCACCUUGACAGAAGAUUCCUAUCCCAGUGGGCUGACGGUAGAUUACAAUCUGAAUCGUUUGUAUUGGACCGAUAGAGGUGUCCAGGAAGUUUACUUCAUUGAUCUACAAACAGGUGGAAACCAAGCAUUCAUAACAAGAGAGAUAAUGGACCCAGUUGACUUGACUAUACAUGGCGAUACCGUGUAUGUGACGGAUUUAGGAAGCGGUAGCGCAUGGGAUGGUGGCAUUUACGGCUCUCAAUUAGCAGGUCCUGGAAAUUUUUCGCACGAGAACGGUAAUGUCUCUAAACUCAUUGGCUUGAUGAAGUUUACUUGGGGUAUAGACUCUUACGACAAAGACAACAUUUUCCAAACAGGUAAGCAAAUUUCAACCAACCCUGAGCCAAGCUGUCUUCUUAAUAGCAUUCAUUAGUUCACCGUUUGUGGCGCUGCUGUUUUAUGAGCGAGGUUUAUAAAUGAUGAUUGAGAUACUCUGGAAUUUCAAUCUGUAAUAUAUUUCUUAGGGCCCAUGCUUGAAACACAGCCCAAUCUUACCAUAAAAAUCGCACCACUUUCCGUUUUUAAAGUAGGAAUUGUCAGUGCAACAAAGCAGUCUGGGGAGUGAAUAUCAAUCGCCAGUUUGUCCCGUAUGUUUUUUUUUAUUUCAUUGUUGAGCCUUAGAAGCCAUGUGAUAAAUUUUAAUGUAGGUUUGUAAGAAAAAUAGUACCCUUCUGGCCUGCUAAAAGAUUUGGAUGAUAAUGCGUGCGCUGAAAUCUUCAAAACUUCCCGAACAACUUUUCUCUUUCCGCAUAACAUUUCAGCCUCGGAAUUCAUGCUACGAUAUAUCACAUGCAGGAAGAGGCUUACUUCUCAAGUAACUGGAUUAGCCAAGACAUGAUGAUUUGCACUUUUAUGUUUACAGACCCUCGUGGAUGCCAACGGAGUGACCAGAAAUGUAGUCACCUUUGCCUCAAUGCGCCAUCCGGGCCACAUUGUGUAUGCCCCAGCGACAUGGAGCUGGUGAACUCAACAACAUGUAAGAACACCCAGUGCCCUACAAGGGCCUAGCUAGGUUGGGGGGGGGGAUCCUGGGGGUGCCCGUGAUCCCCAUUUUAAACCUACAAUUUUAGGUGACGAAAACUUGUGAGUAACUUCUGUUUGAUCCCCCUUUAAAAAGUCCUUGCUCUAUAAAGUCCUCUCUGCCUCGUGAUGCGUUCAUUUAAUUUCAACUUACAAAUUUGAUAUCAUACUGUAACUAUUCACGCUUUAUACAGUUAUUUAACGCCCUAAUUUUUUAUCACAGUCUUACUCUUAUUGCAUGAAUGAAGCGCAAUGCCAAAAAAAUGGUGCUCACCCGAUCGGAAAACGAGCAUUAUCUCUUGGAAAACAGCAUUAUGCAAACGUUUUCUAACAUUUUCCAAAUGGAAAAUCCAAAAUUUCCUGUUGUUUUCUUGUUGGUGAAUUGAAGUAUCCAGAAAACGACUGUUCAUUGGCUUUAUACAGUUGCGUGAUGAACGAAGUUGAAUAUCGAGUUUUCACUGCGUUAGCUGACUCGUGACAACACACAGAAAAUACUAUGUUAAAACACUCCAGAGAAAGUUAGAAAACAAUUGAAAAUUCAGUAUGAUAACCAGUGUAACGAUCGUGCUGGAAAACUAUAUACAUAAACCGAAUAUCAUGUUUUCACCGCGUUCACCGCUUCAGGAAAAUACAAAACGAACAACGUGACAACUUACGCUGGAUAACCGAUCAAAAAUUUCAAAGAAAACAGACUGAACAGAGGAGUUUUCCAGACGCCGGCAAACAUGCUAUGAAAACCAUGUUUUUCUUGCGUUUGCUCAUAAUGAGUACCGAAUAUGCGGAGCGUUCUCCGUAUUAGGAAAACGGGAUUUUAACAAGAAAAAUUAAAGGUGAACGAGGGGCGUUUGCCCUGGGUACUCCUUGCGCCGUAUGGAACUCAGUGACAGCACUUACCUGCAUAGAAAUUCCCCGCGGGGAAAUACUUUGAGUCCACUGUGAUUCGAAUGAACUAACAACAAAUUUGUUUUAGAUCUUUCUUUUCAUUAAAUUUUCCGAUAUUUGAAAAAUAAACGAAAUGUAUGACCCACAGCACUUAUUUUUGUCUGUCUUUUCUUGGACUUCCAAGGCAAAUAUCUUCGGCUGAUUCUGCAUACCGAGUGUUACUUCAGUGAGAUCUACAAGUCUCCAUUGGGUGGAGAUGACUUGUUUUCAGUGGCAAAUACUCUGCCUCUUGAACAGGUGGCCUGUCCAUCGGCUAUCGCAUCUCACUCGGCAGAGGAGAAGAUUUAUUGGUCGGACCUGACAAUGAAACAUAUCGCUCGUUCAAACCUGGAUGGUACAAAUGAGGAAAUAAUCUUACAAAAUGUGAGUUACUCUAUGGCAAUUGCUGUGGACAGCUACGCAGGAAACAUAUAUUUCACUGACAGGGACAAGAAAACAGUUGAAGUCGCAAAGCUCGAUGGAAAGUACAGAAAAGUGCUUAUUCAGAGCCAAACGCAUAAUCUGGUUGGCUUGGCGAUUGACAAUCAACGAGGGUGAGUGCAUCUAGAAUUGUAUGUGAGAUUGUUACGUAAAAAAGUGCUGUGCAUCCAACGAACAGAAUGAAAAGAUCCGAGUAUUGACAAACUCUCCUGUGGCUGUUGCUGGUAUUAUUUUGCCCCUCUGAUCUUACAUAGACAUCGAGAGGUAAAUUUUUUUUAAUAAUCCGAGUUACCUGAAGGUAAAUACGCCUCUUUUCACUCGUGAGUAUACAUGGAUACAACCAUUUUAGAAUACCUUGGUGGUUACCUUCAUUAGAUUAGCAUCUCAUCCAAGAGGGAAACUCCAACGAUAAGCUCCAAUAACAACUGGCCACUCCCACAAUGAGGGACUUUCUUCUCAAAAAGAAAACGUUAUGAAUGUCUCUCAGACAAGAUAUUAUAGGUUUAUAAUCUCUAGCUUCCAGAGAAUUUUUAUUAUCGUUUUUGUAUGUGGGAGAGUUUUUUUUCCAAUGCAUUCAAAUGUACGCCAACUGUAAAUACAUACUUGGUUUGACUAAAGGUCAUUUACACUGAUGAUGAGAAACUCUCUGAAAAAAAUGCUUGUGUGAAUUUAGAUAUAUGUACUACUCUGCUUGGGGAGAUCCGACGAUGAUUAACAGGGCACAACUGGACGGAAGCGAUAUUACCACAUUGGCGGAGUUCACUGAAUUUCCCUAUCAGCGACCCACCGCGCUCGCCAUAGAUGUAGACGAAAAUGUUUUGUAUUGGGUAGGAGAUCAGGAUCCUAGUUUGCAGUACAUUGACCUUCGUUAUCCAAAUAGUGAAAUCGUGUAUCAAAUCGACUACAGCAAUUACUUACAUUAUCCCUUGGGGCUUGCUCUUGACGCUCACUACUUUUACUGGACGGACUGGUUGCUAGGAAACGUUAUAAGAGCCAGCAGAGGUCAGGACUCGGUUGUUGUCGAGCUGAUUCCCUACCAGUACACACCGAGAGGCGUCAACAUAUUUAACCCUGAGGAUGUACAAGGUGACUUAAAUGCUUAGAUAUGAGCUUUGAAGAUAUUGUAAGGCUAAUAUUAUGUAAAAGUAUCCUUCUUAAGUCAGAAUUUUGUAUAAACAUUUUCAAUCUUAUCUCAAAUUUCUUUGCAGAGGGACAAACCCGUAUCAUUUAUCUUUCUCCGCUAGGAAAUCUGCGCUACCUUUCUGACAUAACUAAGUUUCAUUAUUGCUUCUUCCACAGAAAUAGUAGGAUUCUCGGCUGACGCGAUCUCAUAGGCCGGCUCGGUCUCAUCAGCGAUCAUUCCAAACUUAAAAUAGUUGUAAUUAAAGAAAAUAAGGGUAAUAGCUGCCAACCAUAUUUUUCGCGACGUCUCCUAAUUCAAAAUGCUACAUAGAAUUUUGAGGUGAUCACAGGAAGGGUCUCUCCCCAACUUUUUUUGUUCAACUAGUUCUGAUAUUUCAUCACGUUGCGGCUCACAUACGCUCGAUGGAGUGAAGAUGUUUUUCAUUCUGCGUUUCAAGGUACUGAUUGCUAUUAAUAAAAUAUUUUCUAGAUUAUCAUCCAUGUGUUGAAGAAUGCAGUCAUCUUUGUCUUUUGAAACCUGGUGGCUAUAAAUGCGCAUGUUCCGCCGACACCGCUACUCCCUGCUUUGAGAGCAUUAACAUCACGAGUAAGUUGCGAUCAGAAAAUUAGUUAAUUCAGUUGAAUCAGAUGAUAUUUAACAUAAAAAUUUUUUUAUCUUUCAAGAUGUUUUCGGCUGCACUAACGACCCAAGUCUUUAUUUUAUUGACGACCACCACAUCAAAUGUAUUGAUUUGGAUUCCACUAACAAGACGUACGUAAGCGUUAAGACAGUGAGAGGUGACCUCAUAAAAGGAGGCGCAAUCGAUCUAGACCAUCGGGAGAGAAUGGUAUUUUGGAGUGAUAACGCCUUAUGGACUUUAAAUCGAAUGAGCCUUGUUACUGGUGAAAGUGAGGUAAAGGAAUCUUCUACUUUUUCCUUUUUUUAACCAGCACUGUAAAUAGGACUUUAGGCGAUAGCGUGACCUAGAGACAUAGACAUUUUAGGUUAUUAUUCAUGCCGAUCGAGGGCAUCUUUUGUUAUACUAGAUUCUGGUAUAUAGUAAUGACUUGAUAUUUUGCCGCUGUAGUCCCUAUGAAAGGGAUUUAAUAAAGCAUUAUGGGUCUAUGUAAAGGUCGCGACUGAUUUCUUAAUCCAAAGUACAGCAAAAUGGUCGGGAGACUCGUGAGGCUACUGGCAUAGGGAAUACAUAAAAAAUUGCAGUUUAAGAAAAGCAAGAACCAGCUUACAAAAAAGAUAGACUUAAAUUUUUCAUAGGUUAAAAUGUAUCCUUCUUCUCAGAAAAAUGUACACUCAGGUAUAUCAAGUGGGAUAGAAAUGAGUAAUAGACGUAUUCCUGAAUUUAAUGGAUUAUAAACUGUUCGAUGCAUUUUGGUUAAUGAACCAUGUGCUUUAUUGAUUAAAGGUCAUUAUUAGAGACGAUCUGGGACAAGUAGAUGGCAUCGCUGUUGAAUGGGAGAGCGGUCUGCUUUACUGGACUGAUUUCAUCUUUGAGAGGAUUGAAGUGGCAACGCUGGACGGUAAAUUCAGAAAAACUUUAAUUUCAACCUCUUUAUACAGCCCUCGUGGAAUUGCUGUUGAUCCAAAGAGUGGGUAAGUCAUUAAAGUCCUUAAAGCCUUUUGACUGGCGCAGCCAGUAAGAAACAGAUAACCUCCUCAUUAAUUUUGAUCCAUUCAGGGAAUAAUACAGUACCGCUUUCUGGCUUUUUGAUGGAAAAAGCACGGGGAAUCCUAUUUCAGAAUCAUGACAAUUGCUAUGAAUGCAAUCAAAAUGAAAACUGUGAAACAUUUAAGAAUGAUAUUAGACACUUAAUUGUGUCGCUGGCCGAAAUUAUCACGAUGACGAUGAUGACGACGACGACGAUGAUGACAACGACGACGAUGAUGACGAAGAUAAUGAUGACCAAGAAGGAUGCAAAUGAUUGGGAUAUUUUAGAAUAAAAUAAAGUCUUUUUAAUGUCACUGCUAACGCCUGUUGGCGUGCUGCUUCUAGACUCGAGUGUACUGAAAACCCAUAGAAAGGCACUCCUGAUAUAUGUUACUUUCUUUCUCUCUCUCUCCCAUUCCCUCUCUCGUUACCAAUCUCUCUCAAGGUACUUGUUUUGGACAGACUAUGGAUUCGAUCAUCCAAGAAUUGAACGAGCAGAUCUAACCGGUGAAAAUCGAACAAUCGUGGUUGAAUUUGGAUAUGACUGGUUCUUUCAGAUUUUCCCUAUGAGUGUUAUUAUUGAAUAUGAGACCGAGACUAUCUAUUGGAUAGAUCGUUACGACAAUUACAUCGAUCAAGCAGACUUAGACGGGAACAACAAAGCCAAUUUGGAGUUCAUCGUGCAGAACAUAAAUCCCGCAGAUUUAGCUUUGUAUGGCGACUACCUCUACUGGGCGGACAGAAAUAGUCGCAGCAUUGAGUAUUUUAAUAAGACGGAGGGUAAAGGCCAGCAUUAUAACUUUGGACAUCUUACUGAUGACACGCCAGCAGGUGUUGUGGUAUCAGACGAGUCAAGACAACCAGUUGGUAACUGAAUUUCAUUUUUUUUCUCAUACAGUUCUGCUCUCGUUACCUCUAAUGCCCUGACCAUUCUGUGAAAAUUUGCUGAGAUAUCCGGGGUAAAAGUAACUGCAUUGGCGCACGAACGCCAUAGACAUAUUAAAGUUUUAGAACACGUAACUCGAGCCGAGAUAAAUUUUUCCUUUGUCUAACAACUCACUGCUUUUUUUUCUUCAGCGUCUCCAAUGAACAGGCCACCGUGUCGUAUUAACAAUGGAGGGUGUAGCCAUCUCUGUUUAUUGGCUCCUAAUGGAGGAAGCAAAUGCGCCUGUCCAAAUGGUGUAGAAUUAGAAGCCGGGGGAAAGACUUGUAGCAACGGUAACUAAAUUACCUAUUAGAUUCCCCAUAUGCCACUCAUAACUCUGACUUUACCCCACUUUAUCCUUACCAACGUAUAACGUAGCUUAGAAACACUGUUUUAAAACCCUGUUACAGUUGCUCCUUCCAUCUUCUCAUUCCGUUCAAAUUUCACCUCUACCAAAUAUUCUCGCUGAGAGAAAUGCAUGUGAGAAGUCCGUACAAUAACUUUGUUUUUCAGUCAAUAUUGCACAGUUAGACCAAUAUGUUCUGUGUAAAGGUAUUGAUGACGAAAAGAAAUGCCCCGCCACAGAUUCCAAGGCUCAGCCUCUACCUCGGCUUUAACCCUUUAUUUCUCCUUACGGUCGGUCAUACAAUUGUUAUGAUGAUGGUUCGGAGAACUUGGGUUGGAUCAAUUAAUAAUCCCAUAAUUGACAUCGUUCAGUAUUCUGGUCACCUGUCUAUCUGGAAUUGUAUUGUGAAGAGAAAAUCUGCUUUGGUCAUUUAUGGUAAUUAAAGGGUUGAAUAACGAUAAUUCUUUAGCUGAUUCCAUUUCUUUGUUUCCAAUUUUUAUAGCUACUCAGCCAAAACCACCACCGCCACCUGUACCAGGUAAUUUCUAAUGUGUACUUCUUUUUAGUUAAUUUUGUGUUGCGCUGAGGCGCAAUCAUGGCAUUUUGCUAACAUCUGAUACUUUUUUUUUAUGGUUUACAUUUCAUUUGAAUUCUUUCGAAAAAUUUACUGUUAUUUUACGAGUUCUAACUCUCUCUGUCUCUACUACCUGUUUUCUGCAUGAAUUUUUACAUCGUCUCUUCUAGAGGGUGGAGGUGGAGCAAAUAGUUAAAACUGUGGUCAUGCUAUCGAUUAAGAACACAAGAGAUUAUGGGAGAAGCAAACAAAGCAUAUUGGAAGAUGUUACCAAAUUACUAACGAAUUGCUCGAUUUCCUGUUAUAAUUGUAUGUUGAAAAUAAUUCGGAAAAAGGCUCUCAGGAAUAUGGAAUGUAAUUGUUUACACGUUUGAUCAUAGUAAUUCUAGGUUUUCUGGACAUCUACUGAGUAUAGUCGACGUUUUUCUCACAGAUCUCAAAGUACGCCUUAGUGGCACCAACUCAUCUCACGAAGGUCGCGUUGAAGUGUAUCAUCAAGGAAGAUGGGGAACAGUCUGCGACGAUCAUUGGGACAUGAGUGAGGCUACAGUGGUCUGUAAGAUGUUGAACUUCACGGGAGCCAUCCGUGUGGAAUCCUUCGGCCCAGGGAACUCUUCGUUUCCCAUUUUAAUGGAUAAUGUCAAGUGCCGUGGCGAUGAAAAAAGUAUCGCUGCCUGUCAGCACAAUGGCUGGGAGAUGAGUGAUUGCGGCCAUGGCGAAGACGUAGGAGUUGUGUGCAGGAAUAAUUCUAUUCCUACCACUGAAGGUAGGAACUCCCCAGUCUGCCUUAAAAAGCUUGGAUUUCGAGACACUAGGAUGAAGACACAACGAGGGUGUUACUUAGAUUUUCUUUUUGCAAAAGGCGUUCAUGUGGUCGGUCGAUGCUUUUUCGUUUGUUCCGAUACGUUUUCAGCUUUAUCCCAGACGUAGUUGCCUUGAAUCCUUUCACUUCCGAGAUGUCAAUAGCAAUUCCCCUUGCCGUCUGCUAUACAAUCCUCGUGAUGUUAGUUUGGAGAAUUUGGUAUUGGAUUAACAAAUAAUCCCCUGAUUGAUACUUUCAUUUUUCUUAUCACCUGCUGGCAAAAUUGUUUUGUGAGGAGAAAGUCUGUCUGAGUCACUCAUGGGAGUGAAAGGAUUAUGUAUGCCAUGGUCAAUGCUCUUGUUUCUCCUCAUAAGGGGUAUUGUAAUCAUAUUGUGAUUAUAGGGAAAAUGCAGUUUAACAAACGAGACAUCGUUAUCGCUGCUCUAUAGCCUCGCAAUCUCGUUGCUAUAAUUUCACUUUAUUUCAUAUUUUCUUCCUUCAAGGUCCAACCUUAGACCCAGGCCCUCACCCUGGUGAGUUUAUUUGUUAUAUAAAAAUUUUUUAAUUUACUUUCCUUAAAACAGUAUUCUAUGUCGAAACCCCAUUAAGUUUGUCAUAUCGACGAGUGAUUGCAUACAAGUUAGAGAUUAGGCAUGAGAGUAUGGAGCCCACGACCUAUUACAUUAUACUUAACAGAACUACGGGUUCGAUUGCGCUCUGGAUAUACGUCAAAUCAAGGAAGAGUAGAAAUUUAUCUAAACGACACAUGGGGAACCGUAUGUGACAACAACUGGGGAAUCGAAGAAGCAAACGUCAUUUGCCGCAUGGUGGGGUUCAGCGAAGGUGCUUGGAGUACACACUGCUGCGGCUGGUACGAUGGAUACAGAACACCAAACCAGAUUUGGUUGGACAAUGUGGACUGCGUCGGUGAUGAAACAAGCAUUGCAGAGUGCCGCCAUAGCGGAUGGGGAAGUCACAACUGCUUCCAUUCUGACGACGUUGGUGUAGUCUGCAAAUACACUCCACCCCCAAGGCCAGGUAGAUAUUCUGGUUGGCAUUUUUAUUGAAAUGCUGGUUACUAUUAUUUUCAUUCCCUAAUAGAAAAGAAUAGACGCACAAAAUAUAUCACUUUCUUUAGAGGAUAACUAACAAAUGGGUGAACUGGAAUUCGUUUGACUUUUUUUCUGACAGGAGUAUAGAAUAUUCCAAACACGAAAACAUGAACAGGAAAUCUGCGCAUGUAAAUUCGUGCUGAAAUUAUCCAGGCAUUUUGCUCUUUUCAAAGGUAUAAGUUGGACUCCUACUUGAGGAACACAUGUUCGUGGCAAAUGCAUAUUGUCCUUAAGACCCAGCAUGCCAAGUAAAGACAGAAACCCCAACACUUUUGUCAACUGACCGGAUUCUUAUGGUUUCUGGCUAAAUAAGGCUUUUGAAUAUCUCUCCACCCUAUUUAAAGUAUAAAAUGUACCACAGCCUAGUCAUUUGUUGUAAAUUUGAGUUUCUAAAUGAUACGGAAGAAGGAGCAAUUGAUUCAAAGUUAGCCACUGACACAAAAAAAAUUUACUCGUGGCUCAACUUUGUAUCAAGCUUGGUCAGGAGCCCAAUAGGUAAUGGGUUCCUGGCUUGGUUAACCAAAAAACAUUUUCUUUUUUUUUCUGAUUCCGAAAAUACUUAAUUGUGUUGUCUUAUGUUCACUUAACAUAUAAUACCUUAAUUUUUUUCUCAGAUCAAAUUUUGAGACUAGCUGACGGAGUACGUGACGGCGAAGGAAGAGUAGAGAUAUUUCAUGACGGCCAUUGGGGUACCAUUUGCGACGAUCUAUGGGAUACAAAGGACGCGCAGGUGGUUUGCGGCCAACUUGGAUAUAGCGAAGUUCUUGCUGCUCCUGCGUUUGCUACAUUUGGUGAAGGGAAUGGUCAUAUAUGGUUAAGUGACGUGAGUUGCCUGGGCAACGAAAGCUCAAUUGAAGACUGUCCUCAUCGCGGAUGGAGUGUAUACGGCUAUUGCUAUCACGAGGAAGACGCGUCGGUUAUCUGUUCAAAUGAAACCCAGAAUCUAGGUAAGUUGUACACCAUAACGUUAUAGAUUCAUUUAAAAAGUCAUGUUUUUUAAUCAAGUGCAGAAGAACCGUUAUGAUACCAAAAAAAAUGGAUUCAGAGGUUGCUUUCGGAAGGAGAAGUUGUAUCUUUAAAAGUGGUGUAGUCUUCGAAAGCAGCGUAUGCAAUAAGUUUUUCAAAUGAUUCUACUAGUAUCUCAAAUUUACGGUAUAAAAAUGGAUUCAGGGGUUUGAUUACUGUUUAGGGUCUCAAACAAAACUAUUCCUUUUUUUUCAGUCAUAUAUUUGGCGUGUUCUCGACCCUUCUGAUCGACUUAUGGCAAUUUCAAUAAUGGCUCUUUUUUAUGUAUUUCCUUGAAAAUAUCACCCCUGUGCUCACUCAAGUCUUUUCCUGCAAAAUUAAAAAAUCACUCCUCUUAGAUCCAGUCUCAAAUAUUUUCAUUUGCAGACGGAGACGAUUUUCUGUUAUUUUGCGAGAGCCGUCGGAAACUGUGUUACUUCAUGCCGCUGCCACAGGAAGCCCCAGCACAAACAACGGCACUAAAGCUUGGAUUAUACUAUAUGCCCGUCGCAAUUUCCUACGAUCCAAUGCAUGAACAAAUGUACUGGACGGAUGAAUAUGGAAGAAUCUUCCGCGCAUUCAUUAAUAAUGGCUCUAUAGAAUUGGUGGUGACGGGAAUUGGCAAUCCAAUGGGCAUUGAAUUAGAUCUUGUUGGAAGGAACAUCUACUUUGCCGACUAUUACGGCGACAAAAUCAGCAUUGCUUCUCUCGAUGGGGCACAUCAAAAUGUCCUCGUUUACGUACCUAACCCACAAGCGAUCACUUUGGACAGCGAAUCAGGGUAUUUUCAUUUAAUAUAUUGUAUAAUUCAGCUUCUGUAACAAGUAUAUACUGUUCUCCUGAUGCAGUUCUACUUUUCCUUCGCCCUCUUUGUCAUCAAUGGGAUCAAGCUCAUAGUAACGGUUAACUAUUUAAUCUUAUGUUGUGCAAGUAUUCUAUUUUGUAUGAGGUUUUAACCUCUCCUUAUUCCAUCAUGACUGUCCAAGUCGGUUUCCUUUGGCCGGGCGGUAUUCACCUCUUCACAAAUUCAGUAAAUUUCCAUGUAAUAUCGCUGAAAAAGUUACAGCUGUGAAAAUUGGAUAAGGAAAAACGAUUUUCGGCUUAACAAACUCAGUAUGGCGUAUCAAGUAUUCAGUCAUUCAAGAGAAGGGAGCCUCAUUCAUAUUUCUCACCCUCAAGAAUUAGGGCGGUGCUUCGUUGCACUGAAUUGAAUUUCGGAGUGGCCGAUUAAAAGACCAGCACGAAAGGAGUACCUUUCGAAAUAAAUUAAUUUGCUUUAGUUUUAUUUUCAAUUCCGUGCCAAUAUGGAUUUAGGUGCAAAUUAAAAUUUGGUAGAUUGAUCAGUUUCUCAACUACCUGUGCCAAGUGAACAGUUUAUAAUCUCUUGUCUAUGCUUAUUUUGCUGAGGAAAAAUUAAGUGAUCGCAUAUUAGAUUUAAAAACUGAACGUACGUGUAGAUAUUUCCCUCUAAAUCUCACUAAUGACAUAUGAAUUUCUUAUCCAAUAAAAAGCCCCCAUAGGCUGGUCAUAUUGUUCCACAUUGUUUUUACACCUUUUUUUUUCUUUGUAAACAGGGUCAUGUAUUAUUCAUCACUUGGUAGCAGCCCCAUGAUAUCUAAAGCAGAUAUGGAUGGUAAUAACCAACAAGUUAUCGCAAAUUUGUCAUCCGUUACUUACUACACUUUCCUUGACAUAGUUCUGGAUAAAGCUAGCAAACGCUUGUUCUUUUCUGACCAAACCAAUGACGUUAUCAAAUACAUCGACUUGACCAAUCAUGAGAUCCAUACGCUGAUUUCCGGAAAUCUUCACUCGCCAACUGGACUGGCGCUGUUUAAAGACACCUUGUACUGGACUGCCACAGGUGAAGGACAAUUCACGGGAGUCGUGUUCAAAGCCAACUUAUCUGACGGCGCGGUGGCAAAGGCGCAGGUCGACGGUCUUGGAGAACCAAGUGGAAUUUAUGCCCACAACUCCAAGACUUCUCAAGUUCCCGGUAAUCAAAAUAUUAUUUAAAGAAAUGACCUAUUAAUUUUUAUUAACCGAGCGUGAGGGCCGCACUGGAGAAUAUUUGCCCAAGGUUAUGGUCAUAAUGACCAAGCGAAGCGUGGUGCGUUUAUAAGCGGCCGAAAGCCAAUAUUUCGCACUACUGCUUGUGCAAGCGAAGUUAGUAGGUAGUUUUUUGUAUGGCACUUAUGACAAACUUUAAAUUUUCCGCCUCUUGCGAACAAAAAUUCAUGGCGUAUCACCGUUUCCGUAUGACAAAAUACCGACCAGUAUUUACUGCAGUAAGAACCAAUCAGAACGCUCGGAUUUACCUCAAGACUACCUUUGCCAAAUAAUAAUACCUCAUAUUUUCAUUACAACCAGUAAAGUAGUCACUUACUGGCUCGACAAGUAGUGCAGCAUGUCACCCAAUCUGUUGAUCAACUUAACCUAACAGUAGCUUACUUACUAUUGGAUUACAUCUCUAUUUCAGGGCCAUCGCCGUGUGAAAAUAAUGCUGGAUGUUCACAGCUCUGCGUUGUCAAUCCCACUGGUAGUAGAUGUAUGUGUAAGGCUGGACAGGUGCCAGCGGAAGAUGGAAUAUCUUGUAAGUGUAUUUGUACCUUUUGCACUAUUUCGUUUAUUAAUAUGAUUAAGCUUAUGUUUAAGAUUAUGAUGAUUAUUAGUAUUACUAUUAUUAUCAUUAUUAUUAUUAUUAUUAUCAUUAUUAUUAAUAUCCGGUUUAUGGUGAGGGUUUAUAAUAGUCUAAUGAAUAAACAAAGGAUUUGCCAAUAACUUAAUCGGUUACCACUCACAUCUGAUUCUUAUGAUUCACUAACUACACCAUCUCUUCAGAUAGAGAUGGGAGCGGUUAUUUACUUAUGCUGACAUCAAUCCAUUAAAUUUCUUGACUUCAGCAAAGCAAGUUGACAAAUCGAUGUCACUGAUGCAUAUCAGAGUACCCACACACAUUUUAACCUUAGUGAGAAACAAGAAGGGCACCGUUACGUUUUGACACAACCUAUUAUCUAACUCUUAAUCGAAGAUCUGGUAGCGAAGCCAGAACCUAAAUGUUUGACGGAGAAUUCGUAUGCUGUGACCCCUGUGCAAACAAGAACUAGGUUUCUUCGUCUUGACCUGCAGGUAUUCUUGGUGAUGUCAUAUUUGUUGCCGAUACCAAUCACCAGAAAAUCUAUUUUGCUGGGCUCACAGAGAAAAUUCUCAGCCCUCUGCCAAUCUCAAAUAUGGAUACUCCAACUGGUAUUGCUUUUGAUCCAAUCGAAAAGCGAAUCUAUUGGACUGAUCCCAAACUCGGCAUAGUCGCUCGAUCCACAUUUGAUGGAGAGACGUAUGAAGUAAUUCGCGAGAACGUUAGUUCACCAAUGGGCAUCGAUGUGGACCUUGUGGGAGGCAACGUAUUUUGGAUUAACAGCGACAAAAGGACCAUAGAUGUCUCAAAGCUGAACGGCGAUCACUGGAAAGUGUUAGUUUAUAAUUUGCAUCCAUCUCCGGUGGACAUCGCUUUGGAUACAACAAGAGGGUAAGCUAAAAUAACGUUUUUCAGUUUUAUUAUUCAGCAUUUGCAGGCAGUUUAACUCGCCUUCUACGCCAUAGUUGUAUUAGAGCAUGCAAAUACGACUUAUCACACUCUAUAUCAUAAUGCUUUUUAUGUAGUCUGAAAGGGCAAGAUCAAACUUUUAGUGAUAUUAGGAUAAGUUAGUUUCUAAGUUAGUUCAUUCUGAUUUUUACCUUAACUCAGGUAUAUGUACUGGUCAGCUGAAGGAUACAUUGAAAGAGCAGAGCUGGACGGAUUGAACAGACGCAUAAUUGCCUCUUUGGGUGAAACUUACUACGGUUCCACAAUCGAUGCUAGAGGCCUCACUUUAGAUCAUGAAAUGAAUCGCCUCUACUUUGUGAGCUACUUUGAAUAUGCUUUACUGUAUAUAGAUCUCGACUCAGGUAGCCACAGCGUACAAGUAAUGCUGCGAAGCUUUUUUUUUUUCUUCGACCCUUUUGGAGUUGCCGUAGAUGACAAGUACGUUUACUGGAAUGAAUAUUCACUUUUUGGAUGGGUGUUUCGAAUUAACAAGAACGAUACAAGCGAUUUGGACCUUUUUCUUCACGGUUUGUACGACCCUAGAGGACUUGCAGUGAAAAAAGGCAAUUAUACACGGAAGAGUGAGUAUACCUUUAAAAAAGAUUUUGAAAUGUCACCUUCCCUUCAGAACGCAGCCUUUAUAUAUAUUUUUUUUUUUUAACCUGAAGAAGGCCGAACGGCCGAAACGACGUGCAUUAAACUCGUCCAGAACAGUCGAGAGUUGGCCUCUUAGUUACGUCCAUAUAGUACACUUAACUAUAUAUAAAUAUAUAUCAAUGAUUGCUGUUAUAAUGAACUAUAAUAUCGUGAUAUGCAAACCCCAUUUUACCUCUUUUUUUCAUAACAAAUUUCUAUUGUUCAGGCGAUAACCCAUGUAAUGGUAGUUGCAGUCAUCUUUGUCUGGUAAAGCCCGGAGGUUACAAGUGUGCAUGUUCUGAUGAGGAUAGUAACACACCCUGCAGUGAGAGCGAACAAGUUAAAAGUAAGUAGUUUAGCCGGGAACAGAAAAAUUUCCUCAUUAAUUUCAAUUUUUGUUGUUUUGCGGCCAAUGCUCCCGCAAAAAACGAUUUACACGGGACAUUUUUGGCUUAUGAUCAUCGCAGGAAUCAACGAAGACAAACGAAAUUCAUUCACUUUUUUUUGCCUUAAAAUGAUCCAACGAUUUACGAACAUUUUUAUUCCCUUUGCUUACCUUUAUAUUCUUAAUACUUAACUCAUGAUAGCUAAUGAGAUUCUUUUCUUCUUCUUUCAAGAUCGUUACGGUUGUGAAAGUGACAACAGUCUUUAUUUUAUCGACCGGCACAACAUUAAAUGCAUUGACCUGAAAUCCGUUAACUCAACGUACGUCAGUGUUAAGACAGUAAGGUCUGACCUUAUCCAGGGCGGCGCAAUCGACAUACACUAUCGAGGAAGGAUGAUUUAUUGGAGUGACAACUCUCUUUGGACGUUAAAUCGAAUGAGUCUAACUUCUGGUGAAAAGGAGGUAAUUACUCUCCUCUUAAUGCUGAAUGUGUUGAAGAGAAUAAAAAUUGGUAAACCAAACAUAACACACGAAACGCAUAAAAUUAUUACCUGAUCCUUGAAAAAAUGGUUGAUACUAGAACGUAGAAUAGGCUAUUAGUCUUUAAAGACGAGCAGGCAGAAAGCAUUUGCUGUGAUAACUUUGAAAACAGUACUUUAGGAUCAAAAUCUAUGAUACUCUAUAUGAGAGUUAGUUGAAAAAAAUCUCUCGGUAAAUAUGUCCUUCCCAGCUCCGUAAACGUCUCAUGGUCUCUUUACUCAUUUUUUCAACUAAUAUGACACUCAAAGGUCAUCAUAAGAGACAAUUUGGGACAGAUAGAUGGAUUGGCUGUUGAAUGGGAAAGUGGUCUCCUUUACUGGACUGAUUUCAUCUACGAGAGGAUUGAAGUGGCGAAGCUUGACGGAAGCUCUAGAAGGACAUUGCUAUCGGAUGGGAUUUUCAGCCCUCGUGGAAUAGCUGUCGAUCCAAAGAAUGGGUAAGCUACAGUUGUUUGCAUAAUGACUGAUUUUGGGUAUACCGAGCAAUAGGUCUGGCUUCUGUGCCGUGAGCGUCGGCCUUGACACAAUAUAUGUACACAGUUUAAGUGUGAUUAAUUUAUUAGAAAGAAAUAAUGACAAAAAUUGGUAGUACCAGGCCAGUCGAUUCAACCAUGUUUAUCUUGCCGUGCGUUAAGCCCGCUAGUAAGAUAGUUUGUUUACUAGACUGUGAUUGGAAAUGUCGGGUCAGGGCUAUGACCGGAUCAAACCAACAUUCCAAAUUUCAAUUCAACCUGGAAAUAGUGGAAAUAAAGUGCCACCUCAUGAAAUUUACACCGCUAAAUCCCAUUGUUAUUAUUAUCGUUAUCAUUAUUAGCAUUACUAUUAUUAUUACUUGAUGCGUACUAACUCGAUGGCCAGGCCGGGAAAAGCUGACGAUAGUCUGCAAUUGAACGGUAAUUCAUGCAGGAGAAUUAUCAGCAUUCUUUCUGAUAGAAGAGGCAACACACUGUAUGCUGUGAUCAAUGGACUUAGCAAAAACUGUAAAAUUGACUCUGGCAGAGGGUGGUUAGGAUACAUGGCUCUGCAUGGCCUGGUUAAUUCACCGUAAUUAAGAAAUAAGCAAAGGCAAAAGCUUGGGUGUUGUAAAGUUGAAAAUGUAUCAACCUAACUGAAAAGUGGAACAUCAUUUCAGUUGGAUCGCUCAGGAUUUCAUAGAACGACAAUAACAUUGGUAUGUUUUAUCUUCUUCAAGGUUCUUAUUUUGGACAGAUUACGGAUUUGCUGAUAAUCCAAGAAUUGAACGGUUGGAUCUAACGGGUGAAAAUCCAACAGUCAUAGUUGACUUUUACUGGUAUCAGAGUUAUCCUAUGAGUGUGAUAGUUGACUACGAAACUGAGACCAUCCACUGGAUAGACAGAUACUUUCACGAAUUUCAGCAAGCCGACAUGGACGGGAAUAACGUAGUCUACAAUGCAUACAUCGGACAGAACAUAAACCCAACAGAUCUCGCUUUGCUUGGCGACUCUAUUUAUUGGGCAGACAGGAAUAGUCACAGCGUUGAGUUUUUAAACAAGACUCAGAAACUAGGCAUGCAUUAUAACCUCGGACACCUCACUGAUGAGUACCCCACGGGUGUUGUGGUGUCAGACAAAUCGAGACAACCUGUUGGUAAGUGGUUCUCUUAAAUAGAAUAUUGUUGACAGUCCAUCAAAUACUUUCGCUCGUAAACGAUUGGUUAAAACAGGUCACAUGACCAAAUGUGCUCCAGCCAAACUUUGGAAAAAUCUGUCCACACACCCAUAUUUCUGUUUAACAAUUAUUCCACGAGCGAGCGUUGGAUAUGAGAUGAUUGAUAGCCUAGCUGGCUAUAUCCAACAAGCGCUCGUGGAAUAAUUGUUUCAUUAAGAACGUCCCAAAGUAAGGAUGUUUUAUAAGUUAUUUUAGCUUUGUUUUAAUUUUGAGCUGACGCACACACUUACCAUAUUUGUGGAGCAUGGUAUAAUCGCUCAUAACCCAUGAUGGUUAAGCCGAUGAAAGCUCUUGAACUGCAUUAUCCAAUGAUCCAGUUUUUAUCAAAUUCUAAUUUCAAAUUUUACGUUUUAUCUAUUUUUUUCUGCUUUCCACGCUUUCUUUUUAUAUUAUAGCUAUUUUUGUCCUCUUAAUCAUAAUUUAUUCCCAAUGCUGGUGUAAGAUAUUUAAAAGCAAGGUCAUAUUAAAUCAAGGCAAUUUUUCGCAAGAAAAUAGAAUGGAUCGCCGUUAAUUUAUAUAAUUUUUUUUUUUUACAUUGAAUGUCUGAAAAUCAUUGCAUUGCGUCCUGACUUCGCAUAAUUUCACACAUAACUUGGAUGAGGACAUAAAAAAGCAGCUUUUUCUCUAUGGUCCGAGCUCAUCAGAGAAGUAAAUCGUCAUUUCUCGCAAACGAGCACGGUAACCUUUUCCCUCUUCAUUGGAAAUGAGCAAUGACUUUCUUUCAGAAACACGAUCUAGCAAGUACUCGAAAAUAUACUUGUCAUGAUUUGGGGACGCUACUGCUUCCAAAAAUACACGGGCAACCCCUUUUUAUUUCAAAAUUUUCGCUUUUAUAACAUAAACAACUAAUAGGUAGGGUUUGACAAAGAUCUCAGUCCAGGUUCUAUUUCAGAGGCUCCAUAUUAAGGGAAGUACGACUCUGAUAUCAACAUAAAACGAGUUAUAAAUUUUAUGACUAACAAAACUUCUUUUCUUUGAAGCACCCAAAUCUCCGUGUCGUAUUCAUAACGGCGGAUGCAGCCAUCUCUGCUUAGUGGCUCCCGGCGGGUUCACCAAGUGCGCAUGUCCAUCUAGUGUGAAAUUAGAAGACGACAAUAUGACUUGCAGUGACGGUAAUAUAUACUAGUAAAUAAAUAUUAAGUAAAUGGUGAAGGGGCCAGUACAUUAUUUUCUCGAUGGCAUACUAUCACUUCCCCCCCUCCACCUGUUAUAAAUUUUAUUUUUUUUCUUUAUUUAUUUUUUCACAACAUGGUGACGCAAGGUAAGCGCAGACAGAAGCUAUUUCAGUUGCAAACCCUCUCUUUUUUCUCACUUAUUUAGCAUUAUCUUGUAGCCUUUUGAUUUGCCAAUUUUUUGUAUUCUCUUUGUCUUUUUAGAAGUUAUACCAGAGCCACCUCCACUGCCUGUGCCAGGUAGGCAUUUAAGUAUUCGUUUUUGGUCAUUUUUGAGACUGGAAUGCUUCAGCAACGUGCAGGCUUGGAAAUUAGCAUCGCAUUUCAACUGACAUCCUCCAUGAUUCUACCGUAAACAUGGAGAGUGGGGAGGGUGUGACGAUUCUCUUUCUAAUCGCUCUGCUUUGAUCUCAUGGCAUAUAAGCACAUAUUUGGUAAACAACCUACAGAGGGGACGAUAAAACUCUUGGACUGUCAUCUGAAAUGUUGCAUUAAACCUGAACUUGUCUGACGAACUCUCAGAGCAGACCAGACAGUAUGAAAGUAGCUCAAAUAAAUAUAAUCUGAGUUUCCUUUCUCUGCAGUAUCUUGUAUUCUAUAAUUUGUCUUAUGUUUUUUGACAGUUGUGAAAGUACGUCUUAGUGGCUCCAACUCCCCUGACGAAGGUCGUGUUGAGGUGUAUCAUCAAGGAAGAUGGGGAACAGUCUGCGAUGAUCAUUGGGGCAUAAGUGAGGCUACAGUUGUCUGUAAAAUGUUGAACUUCUCGGGAGCCAACCGUGUGGAAUCCUUCGGACCAGGGAACUCUUCGUUUCCCAUUUUAAUGGAUAAUGUUAAGUGCCGCGGUGAUGAGCACACCAUUGCAGCUUGUCAGCACGAUGGCUGGGAGAUGCAUAAUUGCUUCCAUAGCGAAGACGCAGGAGUUGUCUGCAGAAAUGACUCUGUUCCUUCUCCUGAAGGUAAACACAGUUUGUACACCUUUGGCACGAGUAUAUCUCAACAAAAGAGCCUAGUCUUGGUUCUAUUUUAAAUAAUGUAUGGUAUUGUUUUCUUGAGUAUGAAAUAGCAUUGAGAGUAAUGGUAUGGUUGAGUAUACUCCAUCUCCUGCGAAAUUGAGUUUGUUACUACUGGGUAUUUGCUUCAAGCUUUUUGGUCCCGAUUUCUGCCUGUCAGCUUUCUGCCUGACACUUUAAUGAAACAUUAGGCCAAGGAUUCGGUUUGUGGGUUUUUUGCUUUCAUGAUAAUCUCUAUGAACGUUUAAGAUUCUUUUAUUCAUAAUUCUGAAUUAUAUGGUCGGGACUUUGCCAUACGGGCCGUUUCCACAGAGUAGGUUAUAGUUCGAGUCGUGUAUUUUUGUUCUCGACACCAGGAAAAGUCAAAUUUUACAAGUCUAGUUCAAGUGCAGUACAACAAGCUACAGACUAACAUCGCUUGCUUGAAAGGCACCGGGGAAUAUUGGCCCUACUACCCCGACCUCGAGCUAAAAUUCCCUAGUAAUACGGCCCUCGAGCUUGGUCAUUAACAAGCCAUCAAUAAGGUUUUCUCUAGGAGACUGAAAAAUGGAUUAAAAUAACAUUAGUGUGUUUUAUUUAGAAUUUUACAGCUAAUCUGUUCUGCUUUAUGCUUUUCAUUUUAAAGGCCCAACACUUUCUCCCGGACCACAUCCGGGUGAGUUUAUUAUGAUUUUAGUCAAUCGUCUUAUUUUUUUACAUAUCACAAAUAUCGGAAUAGCGUUGUAUUAACGAGACCACAAUAAAUUACUAAGGAUUUUUUGCCUACUCUUGGCCCAGAAUUAAAGGUUCGCUUAAGAUCUGGAAUCACGUCAAAUCAAGGAAGAGUGGAACUCUUCCUUAACGGUACGUGGGGAACCAUAUGCGAUGACGAUUGGGGAAUCGAGGAAGCAAACGUCAUUUGCCGUAUGCUGGGGUAUACUGAAGGUGCUUGGAGUACACACUGCUGCGGUUGGUACAAUGGAUAUAGUACACCAGACAAGAUUUGGCUAGAUGAUGUGCAUUGUGUUGGCGACGAAGAAAGCAUUGCAGGAUGCCGCCACGGUGGGUGGGGAAGUCAGAACUGCCUCCACUCUGAUGACGUUGGUGUAGUCUGCAAAUACACUCCAUUGCCAAGACAAGGUAAGCCAGAAAAUGGUAAAAUUAAAUAUUAGAAAACAGAAAUUUAAAAAUUCCGCCAAAUGGCAGUGUGGAAAUUUUCUUCUUUUUAAUGACGUAGUGGCUAAACUAGUCGGUCGCAAAAAAAACUUCAAAGAUGACUGAAAGUAAAGUCCGUUCCGUUUUGCGUAACGACAGAACCUUCUAUGAGAAAAAAAGAAAAGUUUACCGGCCUUACCACGAGAACAAGUCAUUAUUCCACGCAGCAUGACAGAUGACUUUAGUCUGAAACUCCCCACGAGAAAUUAAAAGAUAACAAAAGCAAAAUUGCUUUUCCUAUUUUGAGGACUCAAUUUACAAAACUCUCUUACAGCUCAUGGUGUAACGAUGAACUCUGUUUAUGCACAUUAUUUACCCUGUAUAUUCGCUUUAAAGACUUUUACAAGAAAAAAACCCUUUCCAUCAUUGUAACAUCCACUAAAUUAACGUUUUUUUCCUCAGGUCAAAUACUGAGACUAGCUGACGGAAUACGUGAGGGUGAGGGAAGAGUGGAGAUAUUUCAUGAUGGCCACUGGGGAACUAUUUGUGACGAUUCCUGGGAUAAAAAGGAUGCAGACGUUGUGUGUCGUGAACUUGGUUAUCGGGAGGCUUUGAGUGCUCCCACGGACGCUUUUUUUGGUGAAGGAAAUGGUCACAUCUGGCUAGCAGAUGUGGAAUGUUUAGGUAAUGAAAGUUCAAUCGAGGAUUGUCAGCACAAAGGAUGGAAUGUAAUCGGCUACUGCUUUCACGAGGAAGAUGCAUCGGUCAUAUGCACGAACGAUACUCGAAGUCCAGGUAAGAAUUUUAUUCUUAAAGCUCGGCUGUGUCAAAAGUAAGACAUUAGUAGGCGCGAAGUGGCUGUCUGCUAGUCGAGCAUUGAUUUUUUGGGAUCAAAGCAUGAGACUAAACAUCUAUAGUGACACAUAUUUCAGUAUUUGAUAAAGUACAUAGUACCAUAAAACUUUCAUAUCCGUCAUCGGAAUUUUGAGAUUCCAAAGAGUAACUUAACUGUUCGAAAAUUUACUAAAAAGCUAAUUAAUCUGCUCCUCGGCCAGGGAGCCAGAGCUAAUCCCAUUUUCCUAGUCACGAAGUCAGAAGAAAUUAUUCUCUCUCCUUGCGUGAGAUGAUGAGUAAUUGCAGGUUACAUCUCCUUCCUCGAGUGGUUUCACUAGGUUAAAAGUUGUCUCACAGACACAUAUUUUUCAUUUAUAUGCACUUCCACAGAUGCAGAUGAUUUCUUGCUAUUUUGCGAUGACAAUCGCAAACUCUGCCACUUUCAGCCUCUGCCUCAGCCCAAUUCUUCUGCACAGCCGAUUCCUUUAAGGAUUACACUCAACUCUAAGCCAAUCGCAGUAGCCUACGAUUUCAAAGAGGAACAGAUGUAUUGGACAGAUUACUAUGGAGAAAUUAGAAGAGCUUCCAUACAUAAUGGCACGGAUGAAGUAGUUCUCAGAGACUACUUCCUAACGGGUGUACAAAUAGACACUGUUGGAAGGAAUAUCUACUUUGCUGACUUUUACGCCGAUAAUAUUAGAGUUGCCUCUCUUGACGGAACCUAUCAAGCGGUUCUAAUUGACGUAGAGUUUCCUCAAGGGAUCGUCUUAGACAUUGAAUCAAGGUAAGCUUCACCGAAUUAGGUGUGAAAGAGUCUUUAUGCUUAUCCGCGGUAUACACUUUUGAGAGAGAAAGUUGAUGGGGUGAUGGAAUCGAAUUACGACGAACGGUUAAAAUUUUGGUCAUUAUAAGAAUAACGGUUAAUAUGACUCAAUCGUUGUCACCAGAAGUUUUUAUUACAGAUACUUUUCUCAAAAUAAUCCACUUUGCAUCAAGAAAGACUUGAUGAAAUCUCUAGGCAAGAGUGAUAAAAUCUUUAAAGUGGUGCUAUUGUAUCGAAAUAUUCCUCGUUAAGCGUUCAAAAUCCAAUUUUGUUAGGUAUUUUGAAUUUUUGACCAUUACUUUGUUAUGAUUUCGCGACUCACCUGUCGCGAAAUCACAAAAAAAAUCAAGAAAGAUUUCAAUUUUAACUUUCUGCGUUCAAUUACAUCUUCCUGCGCUGUUUGGGAUUAAUUGACGUGUUCUCAACCAAUGAGCCAACUGAAAAUUUUUAUGUAUAUUAUUGGCUCUGAAAUAAUGCGUGUGAUUUCGAAAUCGAACGAGUGCGCAACGCGAGUUUGAUUUGAAAUCACAAGUAUUCUACCUGACCAAAAUUGCUCAACACGCAGUUUGAUCAUCACGUUAUUACAGUCAUUUUAAAAUCGCAAGAUUUAGCCACUUAAAGAAAGGAUUUUUCAGUCUGUAUGAAAAAAAUGUUUUGAUUCAGUACUGAGCUGAUUUUGUGAAAAUGUGCAAAAGUUGUCAUUCAUAUUCCUGCAAUUCGAUUUGUUACUUUAAACAGUCUUAAAAGUCAUGUGUUUUUUGUAACACUUUCUCAUUGGCUGGAGUAAAAAUGGUGCGAUUCUUGAAUAAAUCGCACCGACGAAAGCCAAUCAAAUUUCAAGGAUCACCAGCGAUUUAUAGAUAGAAAAAAUAAUUUUAUUUAAAUAUUUCAUAUACUUCACAUUGCUAUUGUUUUAUUUUGAUUUGAUUUGUCUCGAACAGGUACAUAUAUUAUGUAUCGCAUGGAUUAAUCAAUACGACAAUUCAUCGAGCCGAUAUGGAUGGAGAAAACCAGAUGCUUAUCGCAACUAUGCCCUUCAUUCUAAGUUAUACAUACAUUAACUUAGCACUGGAUAAACCUAACAAGCGCUUGUACUUUUCUGACCAAACCCAUGACUUCAUACGUUACAUCAAUCUGGACAAUAAAGAGGUUCGCACAUUUAUUUCCGGAAAUCUCCAUCACCCUAGAGGACUGACACUAAUAAACAAUACGCUGUACUGGACUUCUUCGGGUGACGGAAAGUUUACUGGUGCCGUAUUCAAAGCAAAUAUUACAGACAACCCAGUUGCUCAAGAGAUGAUUGCUGAUCUGGGGGAUCCGUCGGCGAUAUAUGCACACAACUCUAUGAUAACUCCUGGUAAUUAUAUCAUAUCAUCGUAAGACUAGGUAGCUGAACGACCUCAAAACCAUAAGUCAGAAUUUGAAUCUUAAGACGUAGAAGUGCAGGUAUUCGCUAAAAUCGCACACCAUUCUGCUUAGUUGCCUGAAUUUCUUAUUAUUUGACUUUUUAAACUACUAACAUCUCGAUCUUGAAAGGAAACACGACUGACAAAGAACAGAAUUUUGAUACCGCUAUCCACCAGGACUUCCGUGAAACAGGCUGGGUCUCUCAUAAAAGAAUUAAAAAGACCCAAUAUUAGAAACGAUGGGUUAUCGGAAAUCUCUGUUGCUGAUGUUUUUAACGAAAAAAACACUUGAUAUUUGAUCACGUGCGAGGUAAAUUCUAGGAAUUAAAACCAAAUGAACUUCUAAUCAUGGACUAGCUCAACUGCCCCCUCUUGAAGUUACGGCGUGAAAAUAAAAACUAAGCCAAUUAAUUUUGUGGAGAGGUGCAUUAACUUUCGUAAUAUACUGUUGUAGAAAAACAAAAAAAUAAUCAGUUGGCCAGUAGAGGUCGCGCUUGUUUGAAGAAAUUACCAGCACUUCCUUGCAAAAUCCCGUCUCAGCCGAGUUGCUUUUGAGUUUUAAAUUUUUUGAUACUUGAUUAACAGAACUAGAAUUGAAAGAGGACUCGUACAAUAAUUUAACAAGCUAAAGUUAGUGGCGCCUCGAGCAACUCAUACGCUUGUCUCGUGCUAUCUAAACUUCUUGCGUGCACACAUAACUCGAUAUGCGCACGCUAAGCAAGAACCAAUAAUUUAUUAAACUUUUCUUUUACAGAUGAAGCACUAUGUCAGAAUAACGGUGGAUGUGAACAGCUCUGCUUAGUGACUCCAAAUGACCAGAAGUGUAGGUGUAGGUCUGGAAUGGUACUAAAAGAAGAUGGAAAAACCUGUAGGUUUAUUUGUGUAUUGUGUUUAGUUUAUGACUUGUAAAAGACACCAUAUCUUUCCUGAUCUUGUCAUAUUUCAUGGUCAUGUACAAUUAGUGAAGGUUUCCAGGUGUGGUUUUAGGCGACAAAUCUAAGACGUCAUCAUGACGUAAUUGUCAAGGCAACUAGGCUUCAUCAACCUUGGUUCCAUUGCAAGGAACUGAACAACCCUCUGACUUAAACGUCGCCCUCGUCUUACAAUGAUUACACAUAACUCAACAUCUAUACGAGUGAGUGCUUUUGUUCAUUUUGAAUGCUACGCCAUGACAUGAUGGCCAGAUUCAGAUUUCUAUCUUCACUGAUAAGUGACUGGACCAAGUGGCUUCAUACAAGUCUACUUUCUAUCGUGUGUUUUCUGCCUUUGAUUAACUAAUUUAUGCCUCCUUUUACCUCAGGUACUCUUGGUGACGUCAUAUUUGUUGCUGAUAUCUUUUCCCAGAAGAUUUCUUACUCUGAGCUGACUAGGGAUAUUCUGACUCCUUUACCAAUUUCUAAUGUACAAAAUCCCACUAGAGUAGCUUUUGAUCCAUUCGAAGACCGUAUCUAUUGGACUGAACCCUCCCUGGGCAUGAUCGCUCGAUCCAAAUUUAAUGGAGAGAUGUACGAAGUAAUACGUAAUAACGGUUCACCAACGGCAAUUGGUUUGGAUCUUGUGGGACGAAAUGUGUUUUGGAUAAACAGUGACGAAGGUAUUAUCGAAGUCUCGAAUCUCAACGGUGAUAACUGGAAAGUGCUGAUUUCUGACCCGAAACCGUCACCGCAGGACAUUGUUUUGGAUACGACUCGAGGGUAGGUUAAACUUUCAUUGUCGCAGUUACAGUGUACAAUCAAACCUGUAUUAAGCGGUACCGUACUAACGAGUCACCCUGUAUUAAGCGAUCGGUCAAAGCCUCGAAAUUUUUCCCUUUUAGCACUGCAAUUUUUCACCUCUGUUAAGUGAUCGUGGUCACCUUUGAUUCUCAACGACCUGUUUGUAUCGUCUUCCACCCAUUUUGAACGGUGACUCAGAGUUGAACCACUCAAAUCAAAUUAAAACAAUUUCUAAAGUCAAAUUUAUGGCAUCAUAAAAUCAAUGUUAGUACUUUGAGUUCAAGUGUUUUCAACGCACUUCGGAUUAAUAUUAUUCUUAGAACUGUUAAGACAGAAUGCAUUUUUUUUAUCGCGUUUGACUCCUAUUAUGCGAAACCUGUAUUAAGCGGUCACCUCUUCAUUUCCCAUGGAUGACCGCAUAAUGCAAGUUCGUCUGUGACUAACAAAAUAAUUUUGGAGAGUGACGUAACGAAUGUCAAUGGAUUAUGUCAGUCUUAGCUUUUGUUUAAUGCGUCAAUAUAAACGUAAAUUAGUUCAGAACAAUGCAAAUUUUUGAGCAAUAUUUAGUUCAAUGGGUUUAGUAGGCUGAAAUGUAUCGAGAAGAAUAAAACAGACGGAGUUUAUUUUUAACACAUUGUAUAUCGAUGCUGAAUGACAUAAAUGUCAGGAAACUACAGAGAUAGGCCAUGGUAUUGCCGUCGUUUACAUACAUAUCUCUGUAUUGUUGCACGUUAAACUGAGGCUGGCUUUAUUGAUCGGAUUGAUGACUCGAAUCUAAGUGUAAAGAAAAGGUAAUAUAAUUCGGCUCCUACUUUGUAUAUCCAUCUUUCUUUGUCGUUUCGCCAUCGAAGAUAUGAAAUUUGAAUUUUGCAAAAGAGGCGCAACAAUUGAUUUCGUGCUCUUGAUCUGCAAUAAAGUGAACUUAACUUCGAAUUUUUAAAAUCAGCUCAAGCGAGAAAUAUCAGGAAGGCUUCAGGAAAAAACUCUUUUCCUUAUCUUGAAGAAUGUUUCUUUUCCAGGUACAUGUACUGGUCGGCUCUAGGUUUUAUUGAAAGCGCGCAACUAGAUGGAUCAAACAGAACAACAAUUGCACUGGGAAACACCUCCUUCGAUAGACCUUUUGAUGCCUUGUAUAUCACCCUUGACGUUCCAUUUAACCGCAUAUACUUUGUGAGCUACGACGAGUCCGCCAUCUUCUACAUCGAUCUCGAUUCCGGAAACAACUCUAUCCAUACGGUUCUUCAAAAUGUCUUCUUGUUCUUCCAACCACAUGGAAUUGCUGUCGAUGACCAAUACUUAUAUUGGGGUGAAACUUUCUGGUAUGCAAUGGUUCUGCGAGUCAACAAGACCAACUAUGCUGAUGUUUCAGUUGAGGUUUCUGGGCUGCAUGGACAAAGGGGAAUUGCAGUCAAAAAAGGUCGUUAUGAACAAGAAAGUGAGUAUUUCUUAUGACAGUAUCAUGAUAUCACGAAGCCGUAUAAUUUUUUUUUAGGUGCCAUUCGUUUCCCUCCUAAUUAACUUUGGCACAAAGCGAGAAUAAAUUCGACUAUCUUAUCACAUUUUUUUUACUCUCAUCUCAUUCGUCUUUUGUGGAUACCUUCCAAGUUCGUCUAAAAUUUUUUUGAAGCACUUGAACAACCAUUGUCUGAAUAGACCUCUAACUGCGGUUUUCAGUCUCUUAGGUUUAAUUUAUUUCUUUUUUUAGCAAUUCAUCCAUGUAGUAAAAACAGCUGCACGCACCUCUGCUUCAAAAUUCCAUCUGGAUACAAAUGUGAUUGCCCGAAUAUCACAAGCGAUGGACAGAAUUGCUCACCGUCAGUUGUGGUUUGGCCGCCGCCUACGACGACCACAGCACCAACGACCACAGCACCCCCUACAACGCCUAUUGACUACUGUGCCAGCGCACCUUGUAUGAACGGAGCCACGUGCAAAUCUGAACCUGCAGUCAAUAAAAAGUUCCAUUGCCGCUGUGUGGGGUACUUUGGGGGUCCAACUUGCUCGGUUGAUAUAGGUGAGUCAGAAUCUGUGUAAUGGUGCAAUUGUGUAAUUGUGAAAAUUCGAGACACAACCUCAUAUAUAUAUUCUUCUUUAUAAAAAAUUUAACUCUUAAAACUUCCUUAAAGGAAAAAAAUUAGUGUUUCUGUUUGUUAUUUAUAGUUUACGUUUUUACUAUCUUUGUUUGUUUAUUUUUUUUUUUUAUCAUUUUCCUUAGUUUUUCUUUUUAUGUAAACCAAGCUGAUGACUAACUGUUUUUCAAGUCUCUAUGAACGUCUUUGCUUCAUCAUUUUAAAAUGUGACUUAGUUUGGCCUGUCCUUGGCUUUUUGUCAAAGAAGAAGAGCGAAAGAGCGAGGGAACGAAAAACGUAGGUUGUGAACGUUAGGGUAACGACUGCGUUAUGAGGCUGAGUCCCACCGUUUUUAAUUCGCGUCCCCACUUUUUCGCUCUUUCUGCCUACAAAUAAGUAAAAUGGCAGGCUAGGAUAAGUUAAGAGGCGAAUUCUUACUUACUUAGUCAAUAUUUCAUUGAUGCAGAAGAAGAAACGGUCCAGUUGGUACUAGCAGUGCCUUUAGCGGAGGUUAGUCAAGAAUUACACUUUAGCCUGUGUUCAUCCUCAUAAAAUACACCCCACUAGGUGUCUACGUAUUAGACAUGAAGUUCUCAAAAUUUUCAUUUCGAAAAUUGAUGAUAUGCAUGAAAAAAUCACGCACUUCUGAUUGACUGUAAAUUUGUGCAUUUUUUAUGUAACGCGAGUGCAAAUUACAAAUAGCGCGCGCGCUGUCCAAAAUUUCGUCUGUCUUGACUUUCUGUAAUGCCGUUUUUUUGUUAUGUAUUGGGUAAUGACAUGAUGUCUUGUUCCAUUUGGCUUAAAUUCAAAGACGACAAAUUGUACGAGCUCGUGGGGUUUUUUCUGUCUUUAAUAAAUUUACCUGUGCUUAUCAACAAGGAGCAAGGAAAUUAGGGAGAAAAACCCUAAGUCUUGGUAAAUUCGAAAUAUCAUCCCAACUGUUUAUCGCAAUAUUUCUUCAAGUUCUUUUAACAAGCCAUGUUCGGGCAAAGAAGCCGUAUCGAGCUGAUCAGAACACGGAAAAUUUCAACUCUAAUUUGCAGGUUGCUGCUUUAAAAUUAAGCAAAAAGAUACCUUUAAGGUUUUCUCCCCCGUGCGUUACAAAGCAAUUAAUUCCCUUAAUUUAUUACGAUAGUCCCAUCACCAAGCUUGGCGUGAAACGAAACAGCAAACAACGUUUUUGCAUCGCUCUAAUCAAGGUCCACCCCGUAAUUGAAAAUUUUGGGGAGAUUUCCUUUGAGUUUCAUUAUGUCGUAAACGUACUCUCUCCCUGAGACUUCGUAAUCGCGAUGUCAACUAAUUUGUUUAUAUCUUUUUAGUUCAAUCUAAAAGACUUCAUACUCUCAAUUGUGGCAGCACUAAAUGAAGAAUGCAAUGCGAACCCUGACUCAUGCUCUUUUAGCGAAAGGUAGGAAUUAUUUGCAAAAUACGCCUAUUUACCUUCCCUCUUACGUAUUUAGCCACCUUCUACCGAUUUACCAGACCACCGCCUAUUUAGAGGGGGUAAGUUUCUCAACAAACUGUGGUGCUGCGUCGGUGGGAGAGAACAAAAGGGUAAUUAGGUAUUAUCAAAUGAGUUGAUAAAGUAAAUUGGUCACCGUAAAAAGUUUCAAAGCUGACGUUUCGAGCGUUCCGGCCCUUCAUCAGAGCGAAUGGCGAAAGGCUAACGCUCGAAACUUCAGCUUUCAUAAUACAAAAGUACACCGCACAUUUAUAUUUACCAACUAAUUACGCAAUAAAUUUUAUUCAAGUAACCACGCAGUCCGUUACCUAUGAAAUCUGCUCAGUUACCCAUUCAGUUACCUACCUACAUGUCUGCUUGUCUACUAAUUAGUGUUAACUACCAGGAUAUUGGUGGUUAUAUGCACCCUGAAACUGAUAAGUCUGCUUCCCUAACAAACUCGUUCUUUAUCAUUUAUUCAAUUCAGCAAUUCGUUUAUCAAUGUCUUAUCAACAAUUUUAAUUUAUCAGCCCUGCGUCUAUCGUCAAACGCGCUGUAAAUGGCCCGUUUACACAAGAAGACAUCUACAUUCCCUCUGAUCCAAAAGAAGUUGAUGGAGGAACCCAAGUUGAGUAUGCUGUGGUUAAAACUACUGAGGAAGGCAAACUUACGCCGGUGUCAGCUUCAUUCGUCGCUGAUGUGACCAAAAAGAACGCAGCGGCAAUUGGACGUAAAAAUGGAGGGGAUGUACUCUCAGUUAAACAGAAACCAGUCAUAAAAUCCACGCCCGCGCCACGAUCCGGACGAUCGAAUGCAGGAGUGAUUGCUGGGGUAAUCGUAGCUUUGGGGCUUGUUCUCAUCAUGGUUGCCUUGGCCGUCUGGUAUUUCAGGUGAGUAAGAUUCUUAUGUAGAAAAGUUUACUACUCACAUUGAGAUUAUCUUGCUCUUCCGGCUGCACAAAAGAAAUCGGGUUUUAUAUACGAUACAAUAAUUAUUUGCAGAGUGUAUCAACUCACGUCAUAACAUAAUAUCACAUCAACUAUCCUCAACAUUUAAACAUCCUCAUUCAUUCAUUUGUCUUAAUUGAUUUUUAUUAGAAUGAAGAGGACUGGUAAGUUAAACUUGCCUUAUGUAAGAGAACUAGACCGGGAGGAGUCGAAACGUCGCACCACGGCCUUUGAAAAUCCGGGAUACGACGGCGCCGGUACUGGAGACUACAACGACAUACAUCCGGAGGUCUUCUCUCCGUUUCAAGAAACGACAGAGGCCAGUGGAGUGUCCAAUCCAAUCUAUGCUGAGAUAGGUAUGACUAAAAUGUCCUCUUCCGAGGAUAUCAAACGAGACGAGGCUAACGGUGAGUCCGUUGAUCAAAGCUACGCUUCCCCAGGCGAGCUGCCCAAGAAGGAACCACUUCCAGACGAUAAAGAAGCAAAGCCAGAGUACGUGGAAAUCAUUGUUCAGGGGGAAGCAUCCAAACAAGAAGAUCCACGAUACGUUUCUUUGUCUUUUGGUAAAGAAAAAGAAGCCAAGAAUGACCAUACGGCAAAUGAAAAAGAAAAAGAAGAAGACCGAUACCAAACACUGACAGGAAAUGAUGGUGGACGGACCGCGGUGAUUUUGGAAGAGAACAAACAGCCUAAUGAUCAAUCACAAUCUUAAAUCGAUAAUUCCCUGGAUUUAGUCAGCGCCAAUUAGACACCUUAGAGGGCACUUAAUUCAUUAAAAUUGAUUAAACCUUAAAGGGGGUCUCAAUGGGGUGGUGGCUUUUACGGCAAACGGUUAACAUUUCACAACAGCCGCUUAAUUUCUUUCCGUUGCUAUGGGAGGAAAAAUGUUUACGGUUUGUUUUUUUGUAACGACUAAUGGUUAAAAUUUGUCAAUGUUUACGCCUAACGACUACUUAUUUAUUUUUUGUCGUUUUUCGGCUUAACGGUUUACACCGUUGAGAUCCUUGCACAAGAGCUUGUACAACACGUUUUGGCACAUGUUUUGGCGCAACAUCUUUUGCAACUAUUUUGAUCAAUGAACCAGUGAACCAGGACCUAGAUAAACUAAUUAUUGAUUUCUGUUAUUAGUGCCACCAAUCGUAAGGCUACUAGUUUCACUAGUAAAACACUGAUAAUGCCUUUAUUUUCCCCCACUAUUAACUUUUCCACAACUUUUGUAAUUGCUACCAAGUAACUAUUACUACUGCCAUGUUUGAUGCUGCAAGUAAUUUUCUUUAUUGCCCUUAGUGCUAGCGCUGACGCUAUCUGAAAGGGUGAAAAAAAUUGAAAAUAACUACGAGUGUCAGUAGCGAAGGUAACCCCGUUUUGCACUUUUUACUAAGGUUUUAAAGAAUACAACAACUGGAUAUUAUUCUUCGAAGGUCAAGUGCAGAAUACCCAUUUUUUUUAAGUAAUGCGGAGUAUUACACUUUUUUUAAAUCGUCUAUUUACCUUUAAAACAAAAGUGUACUGUGAUUAUCCUUUCUCAUUUUAUUUCUUAUACGUAGGUGGAGUGGUUAUGAAUUCAGAUGUAACCAUAUUUACAAUAAUCGAACAGGUUAGGUCGAAAGAACUGAGAAAAAGGAGGAUAAAAGGAAGGAAUAACUUGAUAGCAGUGGCUCCAAACAGCCUUAGGAAAAAUAAAUCUUCAGGGUUUGUGUUAUCAGUGUCAUAGGUCCAAAGUUUUUACAGAGGGAAAGGGAAAAGAGUGAGAAAAAAAUAUUUAAACGAUAGAAAGGGAAUGAUAGACCAGCACAUCAUCAACAGAUGAAAGUGAUAUUUUUAAAAGUAAUGAUUGAAUUAAUACUUAACACUGCAGAGCAGAUAUACUAUGCUAUGGCAGUAUAAACAAGUAUUAUUCAGUAGCUGCUUAAACGCUCUAGAAAGUUUAGCAGGGAAAUGUACCUAUCUGUAUAUGAAUGUAACAAAUCAGCAAUCUGUUUUCGGCUUCCUCGGGAUUGCCUGGGAUAAUGACCGACAAAAUUCGUAUAUUAACCAACUACUUUUGUUUUUUUAUUGUUUGGUUUUUUAUUCUUUUUGAUAAAUAAUGGCCGAAAUAUUUUCAUUAGGAGCAAAAUCUAGAGGAUCGUCUCCUUUGAGACACUCUCAAUCAAGGAGCAAUGAAGUCUAUUUUUCGAGGGGAGCGGAUGGGAGGCUGCGAUGCUUUCCUAAGUUCCAACGAAGCUAGGCUAACGAGUGGCUAGCUUUACAAUUAUCGAUUGCUCUCUGGAUUUUCGCUUGGAUCUAUUUUUGUACUUAUUUUUAUUUUUUAAAAUAAACUGUAUAACUUCAACUGCGAAGCCAAUGAC